Penicillium alfredii is the source of this 336-nucleotide messenger RNA. RefSeq lists its product as uncharacterized. Lineage: Eukaryota; Fungi; Ascomycota; Eurotiomycetes; Eurotiales; Aspergillaceae. Bases 1 to 336 code for a protein of 111 amino acids. The transcript has 2 exons. The record is from RefSeq and is a predicted model, not a curated record.
AUGCAGUUUCUCGCCACUGCUCUUCUUCUUGCAUCCUCUCUUCUUGGAGUGGUGCAAUCAUCUGUAACGGUCAAGACCAAGGACGACGGUCAAUGCUAUCUCCACCUCGACAUUCUUGGCUGCGACACUGACACUGAUGUCUUGGGACACACACAACCUUCUGGUAGCUCGCACUGCUGGUUCCCGAGCUCCAAAUGGAGCUAUUGUGAUCUGGAUGGAGAGUUGGAUCAACCUCAAGGCUCUCCUUUCGCAACCUUGAAAGUUACACCCAAGGGUGGAUCGGAGACGACCUGCGCCCUGGAUGCUCAUGAGAAUGUGUCAUCUUGUGACAUUUAG